This is a messenger RNA of Uloborus diversus, 5154 nucleotides long. RefSeq names its product trafficking protein particle complex subunit 8-like. NCBI's taxonomy places the organism in Eukaryota, Metazoa, Arthropoda, Arachnida, Araneae, Uloboridae. The coding region runs from base 1 to 4287 and encodes 1428 amino acids. The record is from RefSeq and is a predicted model, not a curated record. Gene Ontology annotation, cellular component: phagophore assembly site; TRAPPIII protein complex; cytoplasmic vesicle. Gene Ontology annotation, biological process: protein localization to phagophore assembly site; endoplasmic reticulum to Golgi vesicle-mediated transport. The transcript has 29 exons. Gene Ontology annotation, molecular function: protein binding.
AUGGCAACUUGUAAACAAACAGCAUACGAGUUAAUACAGGAUGUGUUUUCACCGUGUGUUGCAGUUUUGUGCAGUAAUGAUGUGGAGCAAAUUUGUGCAAAAAAUAAUUUGACGUUUGUUGAAAUGGUUCAACCUUUUUGUAGGCUCAAUACGGAAGUCACCAUACGAGACCCCAGCAACAUGCCCAGCACCAUAAAGAACUUCCGGGUGACCAUGAAAGAUCUGCGGUCCCAGCCCCACACCCUCUCUGUGGGCAAGAAGAUGAUGUAUGACGCUGUUGCGUCCAACGUCCCUUCCUCCCCUGACGGAAUCCUGAUGAACACUUUAAGCACUGAAAAUUAUCACCUCAAAUACUGCUCCUCAACUCCAUGGUUUGAAGCUUAUAGGGAAGUGUUUUUCCAAGUUACAUCUCCCACAGAACACGAAUUUGUACAUAAUUAUCUUUCAUGUGUGUUUGUUGUGUCUUCUUCUCACCAAGAUCCCCUGAGCCAGAUUAACGAGCUCUCUCAGCAGUUAGUACAGCACCAGCAGAACAGCCUCCACAACUCCAAGUGGUUUUUCUCAUUCAUCUUCACUUACUACCUUCUUUUACAUGAUGUGUCAUCCGAAGAUCUGGGGAAAGCUGAAGCAGUGUAUCAAAGCAUGAAAAGUUCAUAUGGUUCCUCAUCUUGCCACCUAUUGCAGAUAAAUUCUGCCACUCCAUCUGCUCAGAAUGCCAACAGUUCUGAUGAUAAUAAUGCUACCAUUAUGCCGGAUCCCUGGAGCCAGUUCCUCUUAAAGUUUAAUGUACAAAAUGAUGUUAUUCCGAGUCAUAUAGAAGAAAAUCAUAAUGAAAUUUUGAAUGUUGGUGAAAAAACAGUAAAUUCCAUGGCUGACGGCAUUAAAGCAACAGAGUCAAUUCAUCAUCCUCUGCUGUAUAACUCAGACAGUGGUCCUGGUUCUUCGGAAUCCGUGAUUGGUGGUGUUGCUGAUGAUGUUGAUUCAAUAUCUGGGUAUGUAAAUAAAUUUCAUAAAAACAGCUCCAAGCUUAAAAGGCACGGACUUUGCCUCACACUCAGUGAUAUGGAUCGCAUCAAGUGUUUUGUCCAAGAGUUCUGUAUCCAGGGUCUCAUUCCAUUCAUUGAAAAGCAAGUUCGCUCCUUAAAUGAACAGGUAGCUAAUCGCAAAGGUAUACACCGAACGAUCUUUGGUGUGACGAAAAAGUUCUUUGGAAAUAAGCAACCUGGUAGCCAAAAUCCUGCAUCUUCAUUAAAUUCAGUUGUAUAUGGUCCCGAUGCUCCCGAACUGCAGGUGCGAAAGUUGGGAGACUUGGCUUUCAUGUUUCAGAUGUACGAAGUGGCUUACCAAGCAUAUCACAAUGCUAAGCGAGAUUUCAGUGCAGACCAAGCUUGGCUUCAUUUUGCUGGUGCUUCGGAGAUGGCUGCUUUGUCUGUAUUUAUGCAAAAUAGCUCACUUCACGAGUAUCCUGCGCGUUAUAUUGAAAGUGCCAUUACUACAUAUCUACACACAUGCAAGCUCCCAGAACUGGCCACCCGAGCCACAUUCCUGAGCACCGAGUGCCUGAAAGCAAAGGGUCUGUAUCGGGAUGCUGCGACGCAGUUCAUACGCAUGCCCAGUGAGGCUGAUCUCCCCAGCGCCCUCUGUCUGGAGCAAGCUGCAUACUGCUACAUCAACUGCAAACCCUCAAAGGUCAGGAAAUAUGCAUUCCACAUCAUCUUGGCCGGUCAUCGCUUCAGCAAGGCCGGUCAGAGGAAACAUGCCCUCAGGUCUUACAAGCAGGCAGAACAAGUUUACAGUUCAGUUGGUUGGAACUUUGCCAACAAUCAUAUAAACUUCACCAUAGGACGUCUGUCAGUGCAGCUAGAACAGCUAGAGAGUGCGUGUACGGCGUUUGAACCACUUUUAGUGUCAAAGUGUCAGUUACCAGCAGCUGAGCAAGCUAAUUACCUCAGGGAAUACCUGUUUGUGUUGAAAAGACUGAUUGGCAAGAAGAGUGAUAGCAAACUUCCUACUUUACCGGUGCCAUUAAUAAAUGCUGAUGCUACUAAAAUCCUUUUAUCCGAAGACUCAGUCAAUGAUGAAAAUGGUGCUUAUUGCGUAACCGGACGAGGCUUUGACCGUGGGGAUUUGAAUAACAAUGUUUGGAUGAAAUUGGAAGAAAUCAUCGCUUCACAUGCUCUUAAUAAUCCUGUGUAUACUACCCAGCUGCAGUGUUUUACAAAUAGGACAAGCAAUGUUUCCAGGCCUAAUGCUAUUGUUGAUGAGGUCAUAAGCAUAGAAAUGAGCAUAAAAAAUCCCCUCUCUGUCAAUCUGGUCAUUGAAGAUGUCUAUCCACUCUGGACUUUCAGCCAACAGUCAGAAGGGAAUGAAGAAGCUGUUAUUUUGAGCAAUGAAAUUGAGACUGAAAAAGUUAAUCUGCAUGAAGCUAUUGUUAAAACUACAAUUCUGUCAAAAGUUUCAUUUGAACCUCAUGAAGAAAAGAAAAUCCAUCUGUUGCUUGUGCCCCAACAAGUUGGUAGCUUAUCUAUAAAAGGCCUUGCAUACAGUCUCUUAGCUCACAAGUCUGUAGAUGAUACCACUGUGGAUUCUACGAGUGAGAAGCAAACAUCUGUUCUGUCUCUCUGUGGGAAGCAGUGCCUGAAUGUUAAGGGUCCCAGGCUUAACAAGUCCACCGAGGAACGUUCAACGCUAGCUUAUGCAGAAGACAACAGAUUAAAUAUAAAUGUGCUCAGCCCAAUGGCCAAAUUGCAGGUAAAAUUCAACACAUUUCCACAUAGUCUGUUUUGUGGCGAAAUUCAGAAAGUGACUGCCACAUUCACCAACGUUGGGAAGCAGAAGUUGCGGCGAAUCAUAGCGGCAUCCCCAACUCCUGGCAUCUUCGCCAUCGGCACUCCCGGAGAGACGGGUGAGCCCCACACAAUAUUCAAAGAAAGAUCUGCCAAGACUCAACCAAUCCCGAUGAUCGCAAGCUGGGAAUCUGAUUGGAUGACGGAGAUUUUGAUGCCUGGGGGAGAACCUUGUUCCUUACGGCCGAAGGAAUCCAUAGAUGUCCCCUUUUGGUUCAAGGGACCGGAAUUGCCCGGAGACCAUGAUUUAGACAUUUUAUUUUAUUAUGAAUCUGAACCAAGCAACCAUAAACUGAAGUACAGACUUUUACAACUUUCCAGUAUUCUAAUCACUUAUCCAUCUGUCAGCGUACAGUCAAAGGCAAUGAGAAGUUUUUGUUCCGAAGAUAAGUUAUCCAAUUUUCAUCCCGCUGCUAUACCAAGUAGUCUCUUAUUGUCUGUAGAGGUUGGCAACAUCAGCCAGGAUAUCAAUCAAAUCAGUCUAGCUCAAAUUUCCUGCAUUAGUAAAAAUUGGUGCUUUAUGCCUACUGAAGAUAAUUGUCGUAGAGGUUUAUCUGUGAUACAUCCCGAUGAAAUGCUUUUAUUAACAUUGAAAGCUAUUGGCUUUGACCCCAAAACCACAGUUUCUAGUCAAGAAGUAAGGGUAUUUUCUCACAUUCCUAUGGGAAGAGUUGAAGUUGAUAGCAGUUCCACUCCAUGUUCAGAUUUCAGCCAAAAAUCUGGUCUGGACCUGGGGGCUCUGUUAUAUGCUGAUAAUUCCAAGGGUGCUCUUUCAGUCAGAGAUUGCAAUAAAAAACUCAAAACAGAGACUGACUUUAUACUUCUUUUAGUGCUUAUCUGGAAGGCAAAAGUCUCGAGGAAUGGUAAAGACGUUAUCAUUACUGGUCAGCAUCAUGUACCAAUCCAAAAUCUAGUGCCAUCUUCAGUGCCAGUCAAGUCCCCUUCUCAGGUGGCUGACAUCGCAUUGCAACCACCGGAGACAGAAGUAGAACAACUUCAACAGAACCAUGUGCCUUCUGAACUGAUGAUAACAUCAAUGUUGCAGUGUUCGUUGAAUCAUCCUUUUAGUGUACAGCAUAAUUUUACAGUCAAAAAGACAGUUAUAGUUCCUGUUGACUUUAUUAUUCGUAGCACAAGUGAUGUUGAAAUAUCUGUAGUCUUAGAUAAUGCAUCUCAGCAUGAUAGAACCAUAAAUAGUACGGUUCCAGACGGAGGCUUCGGCAAGAUGUCUCGCGGGUUCUCUUGGGUCUCUGGCAGCAGGAGAGAGGUGGCAGUGAAGCCCCACGCCACCAUCCACCUCCCCCUGAGGGCGAUGUUCUGUGCCCCCGGAACCUACAACUUAAACAGUCUGAACUUACUCGUCAAAUUCGGGGAGAGUGCGCAGUGCUUCUACACCCUGCCUGCCUAUUUAAUAAUCAUCAAUCCAUGUGAUACCACGUAGCGAACGAUUAUGUCUAGAACUCGUUUGAACCUUAAGUUCCGUUUGCCGGACUCGCGAGUCCUAGUCUGGCUUCACUUGGUCCGAUUCGCUUGACUUUGCAUGAAUUGCCUUGUUCACUUGGUAAUUUCAUUGGUAAAUCUGGUUUAUUUUUAGAAUUUUCCACAGUAACAGUAACAAUAUUUCAUGGAGUAAAGAAAUUUAAGUUGAUAAACUAGGUCUAUGUUAAAAAGGACAGGAAAUUGAAGCUGGAAUUAUGGGAUAUAUCAGUGCAAAAAUGGGUGGGGUUAUGAUAAUGUGGUCGCUUUGCAAGAAGAAUGGUUAGCUACAAUCUCGCGAAGGGACCGAAUGAAGUAGCUGGUGGAUUGGUUUGCAUUUUAAUUUAUAUUUCAAUGCAAUUUCAGAAACAUGCUUCAUAAACUUGCAAAAAUAUCUAAGUUUAAAUUAACUGCCAAUUGAGAUUCAGUAAUGCAAUGUUUUGAAUCAAAAAUUAUCCCAAGAUCUUUAGCAAGAAGCUAAGGAUCUUAGGAUACAUCAGUGCUACUUCCGGCUUCAAUUUCCUAGUAUAACGUGUCCUCUAUAUUACUCUUUGCAAUAUUCAAUAUUUUUUCAUUCAACAAACGAUGUAUCUUAUGGCCUACAUCCAUUACCGAGUCAAAUUAUUAAUCAAAUAGUGUUUUUGGGAGUCUUUCAAAUUGAAUUGUCAUAUAUGGUAGUCGAGUCCAAGUUCUUCAUAAGGAUCAUGCAAUGAAACAAGGAUCUAACAUAAAUACCUUUGUGCUGAACCAUAAAGUAAGAAAAAAAACGUUAAAAAAAAGCACAAAUUUGCCAAUUACAGCAGACACGUGUUUCGGCGUUACAGGGAAGGCC